Sugiyamaella lignohabitans is the source of this 1110-nucleotide messenger RNA. It is a transcript of the gene OYE3, whose product is annotated as Oye3p. The transcript has a single exon. NCBI's taxonomy places the organism in Eukaryota, Fungi, Ascomycota, Dipodascomycetes, Dipodascales, Trichomonascaceae. The record is from RefSeq and is a predicted model, not a curated record. Gene Ontology annotation, molecular function: NADPH dehydrogenase activity; FMN binding. The coding region runs from base 1 to 1110 and encodes 369 amino acids.
AUGACCGUUACAUCUACUACUCCAUCUUUAUUCACCCCUCUCAAGGUUGGUGAUUUGCAACUUCAACAUCGUGUUGCUAUGGCACCAUUGACCAGAUUUAGAACUCCAAAUCACAUUCCUCCUGAGGUUUUUGGUGAUUAUUAUGAACAGAGAGCCUCUAGAGCUGGAACUUUAAUUGUUACCGAAGCUACUCUUAUUGCUCCUCAAGCUGGAGGAUAUGAAAAUGUCCCCGGAAUCUGGUCUCAAGAACAGAUUAAAGCUUGGAAGAGUGUAAUGAACAAGAUUAACGGAAAGAAAUCUUAUGCUUUCAUGCAGCUGUGGGCUCUUGGAAGAGUUGCUCACCAAGAUAUUCUUGACAAAGAAGGUGUCGCUAGUGAUGUAGUUUCUGCUUCAGAUGUUCCUCUUGGUGAGACUAGUGAUAUUCCUAGACCUCUUACAGAGCUAGAAAUCAAAGAGUAUAUUAGACUGUAUGCUCAAGCCGCUAAGAAUGCCAUUGAAGCAGGAGCUUCUGGUGUCGAAUUACAUGGAGCCAACGGCUAUUUACCAGACCAGUUUCUUCAUGAAUCCACUAACCGUCGUACCGAUGAGUAUGGCGGAUCGAUUGAGAACAGAGCCAGAUUUGCUCUAGAGGUUAUCGAUGCUUUAAUUGAAGCUGUUGGUGCUAAGAGAGUCGCAGUAAGAUUAUCUCCUUUCGGAGAGUUCAAUAAUAUGCACCCUGGAGUUUCACCAAUUCCACAGUGGUCAUAUUUGAUUAGCGAGCUUGAGAGAAGAGCUCAACAGGGAAACCGAUUGGCUUAUAUUCAUCUUGUUGAGCCUCGUGUUAACGGUAACGUCGAUAUUGAAUAUACGGGUAGUAACGAGUUUGCCCGAAAUAUUUGGCAGGGUAUUCUUGUGCGAGCCGGUGGCUUGAUCCGGGACGCUGAGAAGUUUGCCGAAAGUGACCCAAACACUGUUGUAGCUCUUGGUCGAUAUUUCAUCUCGAACCCAGAUCUUGUGGAUAGAUUACAGAAGAAGAUUCCUCUGACACCUUAUAAUAGAGAGACCUUUUAUGCUACUGAUCCUCAUGACACUAGAGGAUAUAUUGAGUUCAAGUUUGCAUCCCAGCAGUAG